Molecule: messenger RNA, 1776 nt
Organism: Penicillium angulare
Lineage: Eukaryota; Fungi; Ascomycota; Eurotiomycetes; Eurotiales; Aspergillaceae
Product: MDR family MFS transporter
Exons: 4
Coding region: 1-1776 (591 amino acids)
Biological process (GO): transmembrane transport
Molecular function (GO): transmembrane transporter activity
Source: RefSeq, a predicted model, not a curated record
AUGUCUUCAUCAACACCGCCGUCCCAAGAGCCAAAAGAGGGCAGCGUCAAUGCCAACGGCAACCUCGAAGCAAUGGGAGAGAAACUACCUCAGGUCGACCCUGAAAAGAAAGAGCAGACCGCCGAGUUUCACGAACCAUCCACUGAGACAUCCUCUACUGUCAAUAGCGGAGAGAAAUCAGAGCUCCCAGAAGGCGAUGGUGCUACUGCUGAAGAAAGCGCCGCGACUUCGCCGCCAGAACCACAAUACCUCCAGGGUAUCGAAGCGUUCGUCGUCAUACUUGCGCUUAUACUCAGUAUAGGCCUCAUGUCUCUGGAUCAAACCAUCGUCGCAACGGCUAUCCCAAAGAUUACCGACCAGUUUCACAAAAUUAACGAUAUCGCGUGGUAUAGUUCGGUUUAUUUCCUGACGAUCGGAGCCUUCCAGUCACAGUGGGGUAAAGUGUACAAGUACUUCCCUCUCAAAACUAGCUUCCUUGUGGCAAUUUUCAUCUUCGAAGUUGGGAGUUUGAUCUCCGGCGUCGCCCAAAAUUCGACGACUGUGAUCGUUGGACGUGCUAUCACUGGUCUCGGUGCCUCCGGUAUCGCACCCGGAGUUUAUACAAUUGCUGCCUUUGCUGCCGAGCCGAAGAAGAGAGCUACCUGGGUAGGCAUCAUCGGUGCGGUAUAUGGCAUUGCUGCUGUUCUUGGACCACUCAUUGGCGGAGGAUUUGCAGAUGGCGUGACCUGGAGAUGGUGCUUCUACAUCAAUCUUCCAAUCGGUGGUGUCGCCGCUGGUGUCAUUCUGCUCACCUUCAAGACGCCGGCAACCGCUAAGCGGGUUGAUGCUACACUCAAAGAGAAGCUUCUACACAUGGACGUCCCAGGAACGGUGUUCAUAAUGGGUGCAUCCAUCACUUUGCUUCUAGCUCUUCAAUACGGCGGUCAGACCCAUGCAUGGAAUUCUAGUGUUGUCAUUGGUUUGCUCGUUGGCUUCGUCCUAAUGGUUAUUGCACUUAUCAUAGUAGAAGUCUGGCAAGGCGAACUUGCUAUGCUAACACCACGCGUUAUGCGCCAAAGACACGUCUGGGUUAACGGCGUAUGGGGGUUCUUCUUCGCUGGCUCGUACUUUGUCACCCUCUACUAUCUCCCUAUUUACUUCCAAAGUAUCGACAACAGCAGUCCGAUUGGCUCCGGUGUGCGCAACAUUCCUCUCAUUAUUCUCUUCAGUGUUACCACCCUCAUCACAGGCAGAAUCAUCACGAAGACAGGUGUCGCAGCUCCUUAUUUAAUAGCUGGGUCCGUGGUCGUCACCAUUGCCGCAGGUCUGCUAUAUACUCUCGGAAUUGGGACUUCAACAGGCAAAUGGGUUGGCUAUCAGAUCUUGGCGGGCUUUGGAUAUGGCCUCGCUCUUCAAGUCCCGAUCGUCAUUGCACAGGCUUAUUCGGAGCCAACCGACAUAGCUCCUACGACUGCUAUUCAGAUAUGGUACCGAUCGAUUGGCAGUACAUUUUUGCUCGCAGCUGCACAAUCUGGUUUUGCCAACCAGCUGGCGCAUAAGCUGUCCAAGACCGCACCGGACAUCGACAUCACCUUUGUCACAACUACCGGCGCUACUGAGCUGCGUAAGGAAUUUUCCGGAACCGACCUGAACGAAGUUCUACGUGCGUAUGAAUGGGGUAUCAAAGUCGCUUUCGCAAUUACUAUCGCAGCUGCCGGUAUAACUGUCUUCGUCAGCUUGGGCAACAAGUGGCACAAUCUUAAUGCGUUAAAACUCAAGAAGACUGCUGGUGCUUGA